AUGGUGAGUAAUGAGACUUCUCAAAAAGAAUCAUGUUAUUUCAUUUUCGAUCGCGAUAGCUUGGUAUUCACAUUCAGCAGCACUAUUUGCGGCCAAAUUCUAUCUGGUUAUGUUGACUUCUGGUUUAGUAUAGUUCUAUUCACUGUUGCGUGUCUAUUGGAUGUCGCUACUCUAAUUAAACUGCAAUGG
This is a messenger RNA of Ostertagia ostertagi, 189 nucleotides long. NCBI's taxonomy places the organism in Eukaryota, Metazoa, Nematoda, Chromadorea, Rhabditida, Trichostrongylidae. The record is from the annotation of a GenBank genome assembly.